AUGGCUCUUGAAAAUGGGCUCUAUGCAAUCGUCGCGGAUGGUGUGCACUCACUGCACCCGAAGAGCCUGGGAUACCAUGCACAACUGUAUUGUGUGCAUGGAGUUUGUAGCCGAGAAGUGGACGUGCCGCUGAUGUUCUGCAUCACGGAAAAGAAGACGCGUCGGGUUUAUAAGAAGAUUUUUGAGCACUUGAAAACGAAUCUGCGAGGGGAAACCCCUCGACGCAUAGUGCUCGACUUCGAAAAGGCAGCUAUUCAUGCUGCCAAAAUGGUCUUCCCUACCGCGUCUGUGGAAUGCUGUGCAUUUCAUUCUGGCCCAGGCCUGGAACCGAAAAAGGGACGCACUCACACUUGGGAAUAUCACAGGAAUCGUUUUUCUCCCACAAGGGCUACUGCGGGAUGUACGAGCCCUGCACAAUCCUCCGGUACCCUUAGCGACCACAGUGCCUAUGCAGACUGCCAGGAGUUCCUAGAUUAUUUGAGGACUAUCUGGAUUGACGGACCAUUUAAAGGACUAUGGUGCAAAUGGGGUCUUGAGGAAGUUGAGAACAACCAACUUGGCUGA
Molecule: messenger RNA, 564 nt
Organism: Cooperia oncophora
Lineage: Eukaryota; Metazoa; Nematoda; Chromadorea; Rhabditida; Trichostrongylidae
Source: the annotation of a GenBank genome assembly